AUGCCAGAGGUGAGCACGAGUUCGCUGCGCGCGUUUUGGCGUAUCGCAGUGGAGUCGCCUCCCGGCAGCUCGGAGCCGCCGCCGCCGCAGCCGAGGCCGCCUCCUCGGCCUUGGGCCAAGGAGGACAGCACUACCGGCCCAACGCAAGAGGCGACCGACGAGGACAUGCCGCCGUGGCUGUCCACUGCCGCGGCCAUCCUGCCGGAGGUCCCCUACGACCACGUGACCGCGGCCCGCAUUGUCCUCGGCUGGCUCCGCGACGCCGACGGGGUCGCCUUUCUGCCGGUGGUGGCAGCGGGCCGCUCGAGCAGCGUGCCCGCUCGUCGGGCUGAGUUGCGUGGGGCGAUGGGCGGCCUCCGGGAAAUGGCGAGGGGUCGGAGAACGCUUCUUGUUGCUGGCCCGAGGGAGGAGAAGGGCGGAGAGUCGGGGCAGUCUCCGCUCGGCAGUGACUCGGUGAAACUGUCUGCUGUCUACGUAGCGUGUCUUUUGUCUCUUGUGCUUUUUUGA
Messenger RNA from Emiliania huxleyi CCMP1516, 507 nucleotides. RefSeq lists its product as hypothetical. The record is from RefSeq and is a predicted model, not a curated record. Lineage: Eukaryota; Haptophyta; Isochrysidales; Noelaerhabdaceae. The transcript has 2 exons. The coding region runs from base 1 to 507 and encodes 168 amino acids.